AUGGGCACAUUAACUGGCCUAUCGACUAAUAUUGGUGCAUUGCUAGCAUCAAUGAUUGGUAUGCCACAAAUUUUUGGCACUAAAAAUUUAUGGCCUUAUGGCUAUUUUAUGGAAAUGAUUCCGUGCUUAAUGCUUAUUUGUUAUGCAAUUUUUAUCCUACAUGAAAGUCCAUUAUAUUUUCUGAAACAAAUGAAUGAAAAUGCGGCAAAAGAAUCAAUUCAAUUUUACAAUAAUUGGAAAAAUGAUCGUCAAAUAGAUGAGGAAAUGGAACGAUUGAAAAUACAACAAAAAAAUAAUAACGAAAAGAAAAGUGUCAAAAAUAUUAUUAAUUGGAUGAAAUUUUGCAAUGAUAGAGCAACUCGCCGAGCAUUAUUUCUCUCAAUACUUUUAAAUUGUACGGUAAGUUUUUGUGGUAUAAUGGCGAUGGUAUUUUUUGGCACAGCUCUUCUUGGCGCUAUUGGUUUCACCUCAACUACUGCGUCAUUAGCAAAUUGUCUUGCAGGACUAUCUGGUACCGUUGGAAUUGUUAUACAAGCUAUUACAAUUGAUAAAAUUGGACGCCGUUUUUUACUUCUUGGAAGUUUAAUAAGUUUAAUAUUGAUAAAUAUGGGAAUGAUGAUACUCGUAUGGGCCUUUGGCCAAUAUCAUUACUCUUGGCUUGGCUAUUGCUUCCUUCUUCUCUUCGCAUUAUUCCUAUUCUCUUUUAGUAUUGGUAUUGGUCCAGUUGCAUGGUUUAUUGCUACCGAAUUAGCCGAGCCAUAUUGUCGUGCUCAACUACAAUCAUUGUCCAUUUCGGCGCAGUAUAUCACCUGUUUCCUGUGUCCAAUAAUAUAUUUACCAUUAGAGGAAUUAAUUGGACCACUUAGUUUUCUAAUUUUCAUCAUUCCUCUAAUAAUUACAACAUUUUCCAUUUAUUAUUACAUGCCAGAAACUCGUAAUCGUAGUGCAGAAGAAAUUCAUCAUUUACUAGAAAGUAAACGAUAA
This is a messenger RNA of Brugia malayi, 984 nucleotides long. RefSeq lists its product as uncharacterized. Gene Ontology annotation, molecular function: hexose transmembrane transporter activity. The transcript is spliced from 4 exons. The coding region runs from base 1 to 984 and encodes 327 amino acids. Gene Ontology annotation, biological process: monosaccharide transmembrane transport. The record is from RefSeq and is a predicted model, not a curated record. NCBI's taxonomy places the organism in Eukaryota, Metazoa, Nematoda, Chromadorea, Rhabditida, Onchocercidae. Gene Ontology annotation, cellular component: membrane.